Messenger RNA from Pipistrellus nathusii (Nathusius's pipistrelle), 2325 nucleotides. Lineage: Eukaryota; Metazoa; Chordata; Mammalia; Chiroptera; Vespertilionidae. The record is from the annotation of a GenBank genome assembly.
AUGAUUCGCGACCUGAGCAAGAUGUACCCGCAGACCAGACACCCGGCACCGCAUCAGCCUGCUCAACCCUUUAAAUUUACAAUAUCCGAGUCCUGUGAUCGGAUUAAGGAAGAGUUUCAGUUUUUACAGGCUCAGUAUCACAGCCUGAAGCUAGAAUGUGAGAAACUGGCCAGUGAGAAGACUGAGAUGCAGCGGCAUUAUGUCAUGUAUUAUGAGAUGUCCUAUGGGUUGAAUAUAGAAAUGCACAAGCAGGCAGAGAUUGUCAAGAGGCUGAAUGCUAUCUGUGCACAAGUCAUUCCUUUCCUGUCCCAAGAGCACCAGCAACAAGUGGUGCAGGCUGUGGAACGGGCCAAGCAGGUGACCAUGGCAGAACUGAACGCCAUCAUUGGGCAGCAACAACUCCAGGCCCAGCAUUUAUCACAUGGACAUGCUCUGCCUGUGCCUCUGACCCCACACCCUUCGGGGCUGCCGCCUCCUACCAUUCCAUCCAUUGGUAGCAGUGCCGGCCUUCUGGCCCUCUCCAGUGCCCUGGGAGGCCAGUCCCACCUUCCAAUUAAAGAUGAGAAGAAGCACCAUGACAGUGAUCACCAAAGAGACAGAGACUCCAUCAAGAGCUCUUCAGUAUCCCCGUCAGCCAGUUUCCGAGGUGCUGAGAAGCACAGAAACUCCACAGACUACUCCUCUGAUAGCAAAAAGCAGAAAACUGAAGAAAAAGAAAUUGCAGCUCGUUAUGACAGCGAUGGUGAGAAGAGUGAUGACAACUUGGUGGUUGACGUUUCCAAUGAGGAUCCCUCUUCCCCUCGAGGGAGCCCAGCACAUUCCCCCAGAGAGAAUGGCCUGGACAAGACUCGCCUGCUCAAGAAAGAUGCCCCCAUCAGCCCAGCCUCAAUUGCAUCCUCCAGCAGUACUCCUUCCUCCAAAUCCAAAGAACUUAGCCUUAAUGAAAAAUCUACUACUCCUGUUUCAAAGUCCAAUACCCCUACUCCACGAACCGACGCACCCACCCCAGGCAGUAAUUCCACUCCUGGAUUGAGGCCUGUAGCUGGAAAACCACCAGGCGUCGACCCCUUGGCUUCAAGCCUAAGGACCCCAAUGGCAGUUCCUUGUCCAUAUCCAACCCCGUUUGGGAUCGUGCCCCAUGCUGGGAUGAAUGGGGAGCUGACCAGCCCUGGAGCUGCCUAUGCAGGGCUGCACAACAUCUCCCCGCAGAUGAGUGCUGCUGCUGCUGCCGCCGCUGCUGCGGCUGCUUAUGGGAGAUCACCAGUGGUUGGAUUUGAUCCACACCAUCACAUGCGUGUCCCAGCAAUACCUCCAAACCUGACAGGCAUUCCAGGAGGAAAACCAGCAUACUCCUUUCAUGUGACGGCAGAUGGGCAGAUGCAGCCUGUCCCUUUCCCCCCCGACGCCCUCAUCGGACCCGGCAUCCCCCGACACGCUCGCCAGAUCAACACCCUGAACCACGGGGAGGUGGUGUGCGCAGUGACCAUCAGCAACCCCACCAGACACGUGUACACGGGUGGGAAGGGCUGCGUCAAAGUCUGGGACAUCAGCCACCCCGGCAAUAAGAGCCCCGUCUCUCAGCUUGACUGUCUGAACAGGGAUAACUACAUCCGUUCCUGCCGAUUGCUCCCUGAUGGUCGCACCCUAAUUGUGGGAGGAGAAGCCAGCACUCUGUCCAUCUGGGACCUGGCCGCGCCAACCCCUCGCAUCAAGGCGGAGCUGACGUCCUCAGCCCCCGCCUGCUACGCCCUGGCCAUCAGCCCCGACUCCAAGGUCUGCUUCUCCUGCUGCAGCGACGGCAACAUCGCCGUGUGGGACCUGCACAACCAGACGCUGGUGAGGCAGUUCCAGGGCCACACAGACGGGGCCAGCUGUAUUGACAUUUCUAACGAUGGCACCAAGCUCUGGACGGGCGGCCUGGACAACACGGUCAGAUCCUGGGACCUGCGCGAAGGGCGGCAGCUGCAGCAGCACGACUUCACCUCACAGAUAUUUUCUCUGGGCUAUUGCCCAACUGGAGAGUGGCUCGCAGUGGGGAUGGAGAACAGUAACGUGGAAGUGCUCCAUGUUACCAAGCCAGACAAGUAUCAGCUCCAUCUGCACGAGAGCUGUGUGCUGUCACUCAAGUUUGCCCACUGUGGCAAAUGGUUUGUGAGCACGGGAAAGGACAACCUUCUCAACGCCUGGAGAACACCGUAUGGAGCCAGUAUAUUCCAGUCCAAAGAAUCCUCAUCGGUGCUCAGCUGUGACAUCUCUGUGGAUGACAAAUACAUUGUCACUGGCUCUGGGGAUAAGAAAGCCACGGUUUACGAAGUUAUUUAUUAA